AGCCGAACAUCGUAGAAAAAUAACUAACACCGCCUAAAACCAGAGAACUCUGAACUCUGAAGGCACGUCGAGGAAGAUGGGAGUGACCAAGGAGAAAGUCGAAUCGACGUUGACUUCGAAGUUGAAUCCUUCACAUCUCGAAGUAGAAGAUAUAUCUGGAGGGUGUGGUACAAGUUUUGCUUUAGAGAUUGUCUCAGAACAGUUUGAGGGAAAAAGGUUGCUAGAGAGGCAUCGUUUGGUGAAUGCUGCUCUGGCUGAAGAAAUGAAAGAGAUUCAUGCUCUCUCAAUAAAGAAAGCACAGACCCCAGAGCAGUGGAAACAACAGAAGUCGUCUGAAGUAUCUAAACCUGCUGCUUAAGGCAUGUUUUUAAGAUCGCCAUAGUAUGUUAUAUGUAACUGAUGAACAGCGGUGAAUUCGACAGACUUAAAAGUUGUAUUAUACUGUUUCUCGUGGAUUAAUAUGUGGCCGAAUUUAGAAUAAAUGGCUUGUACAUUGUUAAUCUGCAAUUUGCUUUAUCUUUGGCAGGUUAUUAAAUUUUUGCUCUUUCGACCCUG
Molecule: messenger RNA, 555 nt
Organism: Tripterygium wilfordii
Lineage: Eukaryota; Viridiplantae; Streptophyta; Magnoliopsida; Celastrales; Celastraceae
Product: protein BOLA2
Exons: 3
Coding region: 77-358 (93 amino acids)
Biological process (GO): intracellular iron ion homeostasis
Cellular component (GO): nucleus; cytosol
Molecular function (GO): 2 iron, 2 sulfur cluster binding
Source: RefSeq, a predicted model, not a curated record